Sorex araneus (European shrew) is the source of this 258-nucleotide messenger RNA. RefSeq names its product ubiquitin-like protein 5. Gene Ontology annotation, cellular component: cytoplasm; nucleus. Gene Ontology annotation, biological process: protein modification process; mRNA splicing, via spliceosome. The coding region runs from base 1 to 258 and encodes 85 amino acids. The record is from RefSeq and is a predicted model, not a curated record. NCBI's taxonomy places the organism in Eukaryota, Metazoa, Chordata, Mammalia, Eulipotyphla, Soricidae. Gene Ontology annotation, molecular function: protein tag activity. The transcript has 2 exons.
AUGAGGGUUCCCUGGAUUAUUCGAGCUCAGGACAGAACGAUCAAGGUUGUGUGUAAUGGCCAACUGGGCAAAAAUGUCCGUGUUAAGUGCUACACGGAUGACACCAUCGGGGACCUCAAGAAGCUGAUCAUGGCCCAGAUGGGCACCUGUUGGGACAAGAUCAUGCUGAAGAAGUGGAACACGGUUUUCAAGGACCACGUGUCUCUGGGGGACUAUGAAAUCCAUGAUGGAAUGAACUUGGAACUUUAUUACCAAUAG